AUGCCUGGCCUUAGCGCUAACAUCCCCGGCCCGGCAGUCUCCAACAUGGUGCAGUACUUCAGCCCCGCGUCGGUGGCCAGCAGCCCGGCCCGCGCCCUCCUGCUGGUCGGCGUCGUCCUCCUGGCCUACUGGUUCCUGUCUCUGGCCCUGGGCGUCACCUUCAGGGUGCUGCAGUUGGUGUUCGGCCGCUUCUUCUGGGUGGCACGGGUCGUGCUGUUCUCCAUGUCCUGCGUGUACGUGCUGCACAAGCACGAGGGCGAGCCGGAGCACGCCGUGCUGCCCCUGUGCUUCGUGGUGGCCGUCUACUUCAUGACCGGGCCCAUGGGCCCGCACUGGCGCAGCAGCCCCCCGGGGCCCAGCAUGGAGGAGAAGCUGGAGCACCUGGAGAGCCAGGUCCGACUGCUCAACGUCCGCCUCAACAGGGUCCUGGAGAACUUGGACCGGUCCAGCACCAAAUGACGGUGCCCCGGCGGGCCGCCAGGCCCCGUGUCGCCAGCAUGUCCUCCGGCGAAAAGACCAAGACGGAAAAAGGGCAAAAGGGACCCGAGACAAUCCCAGUAAUAAACGUGACCGAGCAAAAGCGGCCCUUGGUAUGGGGGUGUUUCCACCGACGGGCGCUCCCAGGACGCGUCCCGUCCCGUCCCGAGGGUUGCUGGCACGCACACCGCACACCGUUCUCGGCGUGGGACUGCGUGCCGGGAAUCGAUGUAGAGGAGGAAAUAUUUUUUCAACAGAGGAUCUAAAUAACCGUAUUUGCUGUACAGCCAGAGAAGUUUUAUCUGUGCAUAGUGCAUAAAGUUAGUCGUCUCCCCGCCCCGGCCCCCCAGCUUUUGUAAGGCUUUUGUUUUUCUGAAUGAGGGUGGAUGGAGUGGGGUUUUUUAAAUCAAGAGGGAAGGAUGUGUGUUAGCGAUGGGUUGGUUUAGAGCCUCUGGGUUCUCGGUGGGAGAGGCCUCUGCCAGUUCUUGGGGCCCAGAGUUCUUACACGGGGCGUCGAGCAUGGCCACUUCUGACUGGGCUGUCAGACACCCAGCAGGUGAGAUGAAACAUCGGGAUCCUGGGAAUCCCGGCCAAGCCGGCUGCCCCGUCGGUUUUAUUUCCAAAUGAAACAACUGUUCUUUUCCAGGACAUUUUGGAUUAUCCCCUUCUGCCACCACCCCAGGACUUGGAUGUGUUUUUAACUUCCACAGCUAAAUAAGUAAAUAAACAGAACACUUCUUUGGGGUUGA
Echinops telfairi (small Madagascar hedgehog) is the source of this 1226-nucleotide messenger RNA. RefSeq names its product BRI3 binding protein (gene BRI3BP). Bases 1 to 459 code for a protein of 152 amino acids. The transcript is spliced from 2 exons. The record is from RefSeq and is a predicted model, not a curated record. Gene Ontology annotation, cellular component: mitochondrion. NCBI's taxonomy places the organism in Eukaryota, Metazoa, Chordata, Mammalia, Afrosoricida, Tenrecidae.